AACCUAAAAUAUAUAUAUUUUUAUAGAAAAAGCGCUGAUAUGUUUCUGACUUUCAGUCAAUCAACAAGACUAAUUUAAAUUUACAUUUUUUUUUAACGUAGUCUGGUGUAAAUCUCGCUGUGUAAGAUGCAUCUGAGAUGUACUCUGUGUAAACUGUAAUAACGCUUCCAGACUGAUAGUAAUUAUCUACACACAUGUACACGUGUUGACGUGCACGCACAUAUUAAUGUUUACAAUAAACAGCUGACAGAAAUCAUUAUACAGCCUAAUCCUUCAUAUGCUCAUGAAUUAUGAAAACAAAAUGGAGUUGUGAAUAUCAGAGCAGGUCAGGUGUCAUUUUAAUACAUGUGACAGUAAACUGUUGUGUAUAGUGAAACUGUAUCAGUGGUGACUGUGUGUUCACGGGUUUGAUACCAGGAGCAUGUAGACAUAUGGAAGGCCUCCUGCAGUAACAACACUGUGACACAAAUGCAAACAUUUUGCACUUUACUGUGUUUUUUUCUCCAUAUAUUUAUAGCGUAUCAUUUUUUGUGUGACAUUUACUUUCUGUCUAGUCGUACUGCUUUGUGGUACUGAUCCGUUUAAUGUGAUAUGUGAUGUGAGAAAGUACCAUGAUGUGCAUCAGUGGUCUGAGGGUUGUGUGUUUUUACCCUCAGAUGGCCCGACGGAGCGCGAACACCAGCGUCCAGAUCCCGGACCCUAACCGUCCCGGACCCCCACCUGACAACGACCCUGGCAGGACGAUUACAGUCCCUCCAACCAGGAGCACGGCAGAUCAACGCUUCACGUGUAGGCCUUUCCUCAUCCAGGACCCCAACCGGCCCGACGCCCCACGGAUCAUCCUCCGUAGGAUCCCAGCUUCAACGCGCUGUGACCCUGGGCGUUCACAUCGGCCAUCCACUCCCUCCUCUCCCCCAAGCUCCCCCCAAAGGCCAGGCAAGAGAAGUUUCUCUGAACCACCUGAGGUUCCCGGUGAGCCUGGAAAGGUAAGUGAGCCUGGAAAGGUAAGUCUAAAGAACAGGAGGCUUGAUCCGGAGUGGAGGAACCAGUUUUACAGCUGGUGGGGCAACAAGGCCCCUGGACCUCCAGGCAUUCAGGUAAGUCCACCUAAACCCCCUCAGGGACCCG
Molecule: messenger RNA, 1128 nt
Organism: Anarrhichthys ocellatus (wolf-eel)
Lineage: Eukaryota; Metazoa; Chordata; Actinopteri; Perciformes; Anarhichadidae
Product: basic salivary proline-rich protein 1-like
Exons: 3
Source: RefSeq, a predicted model, not a curated record